AUGGGAAAGGACGGUCUAAGCGACGACCAGGUCUCCUCAAUGAAGGAGGCGUUCAUGCUCUUCGACACCGACGGCGACGGCAAAAUCGCGCCCUCGGAGCUCGGGAUCCUGAUGCGAUCCCUCGGCGGGAACCCGACCCAAGCCCAGCUGAAAUCGAUAACCGCCUCCGAAAGCCUAACCGCGCCCUUCGAUUUCAACCGAUUCCUGGAUCUGAUGGCGAAACACCUGAAGACGGAGCCGUUCGAUCGCCAGCUAAGGGAUGCGUUCAAGGUGCUGGAUAAGGAAGGCACGGGGUUCGUGGCGGUGGCGGAUCUGAGGCAUAUCUUGACGAGCAUCGGGGAGAAGCUGGAGCCGAAUGAGUUUGAUGAGUGGAUCAAGGAGGUGGAUGUUGGAUCUGAUGGGAAGAUCAAGUAUGAGGAUUUCAUUGCUAGGAUGGUUGCUAAUUUGACUAUUUAUGCUCUUGUGGUUUCGUUGGGUUUUUGUCUCGGCCUCUUGGUUCUUGGCUCUGGAGUUGCUCAUCGUGGCCUCCUUCCAAAGAGAGUAACAUCUCGUGAAGCAAGCCGGUUUCCUGAAAUGGCUACUAUAAAGAUCAAAGAAGAUCCAUGCACUCUUUUUGAAGAGUCUCUAUACACUGGAGUCCAAAGCUGGGAGGAUCUGCACUCUGGUUUUCACUUUGAGCUAUCCACGUUUAAUGCACUUGGAGCGAUGGGAGGAUGUUUCUCGGUCUCGAUGUCAUGUGACCAAAUGGUGAACCAGUUCUCCAAAUGGUUAUGCCUCAAGGGGAGUUAUAUUCACAACCUCGCUGAGAAUCUAGUGUCUCUCGAGAAAGCCAUGGGAGUGCUCAAAGCAAAGCGAGAUGAUGUUCAAGGAAGGGUACACAGAGAAGAGUUCACUGGGCAUUGUCAAAGGCUUUCUCAAGUCCAGCCAAUACAAACUGAUAUGUGGAGAAGGGUCGAGGAGCUGGAACGACUUGAAAGCUUAAACAUAGACAUCUCCUCGAGUUCAGCUUUGGAGGAACUGUUCAACGAUGAUGAGUUGGCAAGUUGCAUCAAAGAGGUAUGUAUAAAAGAUGUUAAAGAAGAAGCACUAGUUUUGGCAACAAUGGAGCGUCUAAGUAAGCUCAUCAUAAGGAGCUGUGAUAUAUCUGAGAUAGAGAUUGGGAGGACACCAUGGGACAUUAUUCUGACUAAGUCAAGACUGAGAAACCUCACAAGUGUGAUUGUAAUUGGCUGCAAUGGACUAAAGGAUUUGACGUGGUUGUUGUUUGUUCCUAACCUUACUCAUCUCGAGCUUCAGUGUUUAGAGAAGGUAGAAGAGAUCAUAAGCGAGAAGAAAGUUUCAAGUAGUGUCACAGAUGAGCCGAAAGCGCGAGGUAUGAAUAGUCCUUUUCAAAAACUUGAGAGGCUUGACUUGAUUAACUUACCGAUGUUGAAGAGUAUCUACUGGAGUCCUCUGCUCUUCCCUUGUUUGAAGAAGAUUAAUGUAGUAAAGUGUCCAAAGCUGAGGAAGCUUCCACUCAGUUCUGGAAGUUGCGUUGGUGGUGAAGAACUUGUUAUAAAUUACAGAGAGGAUAAAUGGUUUAAAAGGAUUCGUUGGGGAGAUAAAGCUAGUAAAGACCGUUUUUUACCUUGCUGUGAAAAGCUCCUGACUUCGUACUCAGACAGGAACAGCUCGUGAAGCAAGUCAGUUUCCUGCAAAAUCGCUACUGUUUGUGUUUACUAUCCUUUUCUGAGUUGUCAUUUGUUUGUAUUAUAGUGUGAUGGUGUGCUUAGUCUGUUGCUUGAUAUGCAACAGACUCAUAUUUCUUCUAUCAUUUUGUUGAGUGUGAUUUGUGAUUUGGGGGUGUGUUUGUUAUAAUAUCCUUUAUUGAAUCUGAGAGUCUCCUGCACUAACUUAUAAUCAUUCGUCAAGAGGGGUACUUCUCCGCACAACUAUCUUUUUUCUUGUAGGAAAGGGAACAUGGGUAUGUUUGUAUCUUGUAACGAAAGAAACA
Messenger RNA from Eruca vesicaria subsp. sativa (arugula), 1993 nucleotides. The record is from the annotation of a GenBank genome assembly. NCBI's taxonomy places the organism in Eukaryota, Viridiplantae, Streptophyta, Magnoliopsida, Brassicales, Brassicaceae.